Nannizzia gypsea CBS 118893 is the source of this 1698-nucleotide messenger RNA. RefSeq names its product splicing factor U2AF subunit. The coding region runs from base 1 to 1698 and encodes 565 amino acids. The record is from RefSeq and is a predicted model, not a curated record. The transcript has 6 exons. Gene Ontology annotation, molecular function: poly-pyrimidine tract binding; pre-mRNA 3'-splice site binding. Lineage: Eukaryota; Fungi; Ascomycota; Eurotiomycetes; Onygenales; Arthrodermataceae. Gene Ontology annotation, biological process: mRNA processing. Gene Ontology annotation, cellular component: U2-type prespliceosome; nucleus; commitment complex.
AUGAACGGCGAAGGUUAUAGUGGAAGAGAGAGCGGCCGCUCAAGGGAUUAUUAUGGAGGCCGAUCCGGUAGAGAUGACCGUCGAGAUCGUGGUGAGAGGCGUGAGAGAGGUGAGAGAGGUGAGAGAGGUGAUAGAGGUGAUAGAGGUGAUAGGGAACGGAGAAGGUCGAGAUCACCUCACCAUGGCUCCAGAGCAUCGCGUCGAGAAGGGGAGAUGGAUUCCUACUCCUCCAGCCGCGACUACCGAGCUAGAGAACGAGAAGAUAGAUAUCAAAGUCGGCGAGACGAUAGGGGUGAUUGGGAUAGGGAUAGAGGAAGUGACAGGAGGCGUGAGCGGCGAGGUGACGAUGAGGACCGGUCUCGACGCGACCGGGACCUGUUUGAUGAUAAGUCCCGUGGCGGUCGCGGAAGAGAUAGGAAACGGAGUGCAACACCGCCCCCCAAGAAACGAGAGCCUACGCCUGAUCUGACCGAUGUCGUUCCAAUCCUAGAACGAAAACGUCGUUUGACUCAAUGGGAUAUCAAACCUCCAGGGUAUGAAAAUGUUACAGCCGAGCAAGCAAAAGUGUCGGGAAUGUUCCCACUGCCGGGUGCGCCGCGUCAACAAGCGGUUGACCCAAGCCGAUUGCAGGCUUUUAUGAACCCUCCUGCUGCUUCGGGAUCAAACACCAACACUCUUCUCAAACCUUCCAAUUCCCGACAGUCAAAGCGGCUUUUUACGCAUAACAUCCCACCAUCCGUGACCGAAGAUACCCUACAACAGUUCUUCAAUCUGCAACUCAAUGGACUAAAUGUUAUCAGCGGAGUUGACCCUUGCCAAUCUGUGCAGAUCUCCAAAGACGGGAAAUUUGCACUCCUUGAGUUUAACACUGCGGCGGACGCAACGGUUGCCUUAGCUUUCGAUGGAAUCACCAUGGAAGAGCAUGAAGCUAACAGAGAAAACAAUGGAGAAUCGAAUGGAGAGGUUAAGGGUUUGUCGAUAAUACGGCCGAAAGACUACAUUGUCCCUCUACCAACGGAUGAGGAGCCGCAUCAAGAGGGCGUUGUAUCGAGCAACGUACCUGACUCACCCAAUAAGAUCUGUGUAUCAAAUAUCCCUCCAUUCAUCCAAGAGGACCAAGUUACCAUGCUUUUGGUUUCGUUUGGUGAACUCAAAUCCUUUGUGCUUGUCAAAGACGUUGGAACUGACGAGUCAAGAGGAAUUGCAUUCUGCGAGUACCUUGAUCCAGCAUCGACUGGAAUUGCGGUUGAAGGACUCAACGGUAUGGAACUCGGGGAUAGGAGGCUCAAAGUUAAUCGCGCAAGCAUUGGCACUGUACAAGCCGCUGGCCUUGAUAUGGGUGUCAAUGCAAUGUCUAUGUUUGCAAAGACCACAUCACAGGACCUUGAGACCGGACGAGUGCUCCAGCUGCUGAACAUGGUUACUGCUGACGAAUUAAUCGAUAAUGAAGAUUAUGAGGAAAUUUGCGAAGAUGUCCAGGAGGAAUGCUCUAAAUACGGAGUUGUUGAAGAACUGAAAAUCCCUCGUCCUUCCGCCGGUAGCAGGCAAGCGGCCGGUGUAGGAAAGAUAUAUAUCAAGUUUGACACACCCGAGUCUGCUACCAAAGCUCUUCAAGCUCUUGCUGGCCGAAAAUUCCAGGAUCGAACCGUCGUGACUACCUACUUCUCAGAGGAGAACUUCGAAGUCAAUGCCUGGUAG